CCGCCGGGCCGCCGCCCCUCGCCCUUCCCGCGGGGCCGGGAGGAGGCCGGGGCCGGGGCGCGGGCGGGGGGCGGGCGUCCGCAGCGAGGCCUCGUGGGCCGGCCGGCUCGGCGAGGCCGCGUGCGCGCGGGAGGCGGGGGUGUGCCCGCGGGCGCGCGGCGCGGGAGGGUGUGCCCGCUCACGGCCGGCCGGCCGGCGGGAGGCGGGGGGCGGGGGGCCGGGCCCGGGGCUGGGCGGGCCGCGGGGUCCAGUGGAAGGUCCGCGGGAGGACACGCGCGAGCGCUCGGCCCCGCUCCCGUUGUCGAUCGCGAAGCCGCCUUGUGCCCGCCGCCGCCUCCGCUCCGCCUCCGCCGGCCGGAACCGUCCGCGCCCGUAGAACGGUCUCCAGCGCGUGGUGCCGCCCGCACCUUGGCCGCCCGCUCCCGCUCCCGCUCCCGCUCCCGCCUCCGACUUCUCUUUCCGACUCAGCGACGGCGGUCCCGGCGCCUUUAGCCCCGGUUCAGGCGGCCGCUGCGCCUCCCGCGGGGACGGGGCUGGAGGUAGGGCUUGCAGGUUCGCCGGCGAGGACCGACCUGCCGCCGUCCCGCAGGAGGCAGCUCCUCGUCCCCGUGCCGGGCAGGGACUCCGCCGGCGCCGAAACCCUCCUGCGAGACGCGGGUAACGUGGCGCGGUGCGUGGUGCGUGGCUUGUGUGUGCUCUCUUCCAGGGACAAUAAAAAUAAAAAUAAAAACAGAAAUACUACCGCUACGUCUGAACGGCCGGAGCCUGGCUCCCCCGCGCCGGGGACCUGGCGCCUUCAGGCGUGGGUCCUGCUCUGCGUCACUUGUGAGAAGUAGCCGUUUGGAAGUUUGGGGUGAAAUGGAGCCCGGAGCCCGGUCCCGGCGCCAGGAACGGGACCGAGCCCCGAGCCCCGAGCCCCGAGCCCCGAGCCCCGAGCCCGGGCGGCUGCAGCCGGUCAGGGAGGACAGGAAGGGCCCGCUGCCUCCUGGUCGGGUCUGGCGUCCCCAAGCUGGCUGUCCCUGAAUGUGGGGAAGACACGAUGGUGGCGAGGAGCCCCCCUUUCUCCCCCCCUCACCCCCCCAAGAGCUACCGCAUAGAGAGAACAGGGGCAGUGAAAAGGAAACAUUCUAAACGCAUGGAAAUUGUUUAAGCCCUCUCGUGUUUUUCCUGUGCUUUUUAGGAGACACCGUAGAACCUGGGAAAUGCAGUUACUGAAGUUUCCUUUGUUUACCUUGUUUUGGGGGGAAAGGUCGUCCCUGAAGAGUCCGGGUGUAGGCACACGUGUCCCAUCCGCCUUGGAAGUGAGGACCGGACUCUGCCUUGAGCGGGGCUGACUGUUUAUUGAAGGAUCCCUUACCAGACUCCGUGUGGGGGUGUGAGCUCCUGUGUGGAGCAGGCACUGUUGCUCUGCUCUAGGUCAGCCACACAGCACGGUUGGUUUACAAUAGCGAUUCCUGCUUUCCUGGACGCCCUCACGGGGGUGGGGGGGGGUGGGGGGGGUGAAAAGCCUUGAUGCACAACAUGGGAGCUCCUCCCAGGCGGAGGAGGCCAGGACUACAGAUAGGAGACUGUAACAGGGCGAGCUCGUGGCGAAGAGUUCCUUGGCCUAAAUAAAGAUUAAACAACAAAACUCAUUUUUCCUUCACAAAACUUCUUUUUAAGUUGGUGGUAAAUGUUUGACACACACAAAGACUCGCUGCUUUUGAACAAUUUUGCUUUUCAAUUUAGGAAAAUAGGAUUCUGAAAUUGGAUCAAUACUGGGAGGAGAAUGGAUGGAAAAGUUAACCCUGUGGUGCAUUCACUGCAGGGUGCCGCUGUGAGCGGGGCGCCUGAGGAGGCCGGAGGCUCCGGCUCACUCGGCAGCACUUGGCGGUCCCCCUGGGAAGCCUGGGGUAGCUCCUCCAUUCGAAGCUGGGCUGGUACAGUAGGCUUCACUAGACUUAGCUGCAACUCAGAAUUCUCCUCCCGCACCUGGGCAAAUGCUGACGGUCUGUGAGAGUGGAUUAAGAGUACGAGCUAAGUUCUCAAUCCCAAUUAAGAAGCGGAGGAAAAUUUAAACUGUCUCCUUCCGAGUUUAUCACACCACCACCAUCAAGACAGCAAACCAAAGGACAAAGACUGCCUGCUCUGUGGCUCUGUAGUCCAGCUCCCGUACGGCUUACAGCCCUGGCUGGGUUACUAAUGCGUAAAUAACAAGUCGGACACUUGCGUUGUUGGACACCGUUAUUCACAAAGUGGCCAACAUGCGGGCUGUGCUGGAGACGGCAGACAUUGCCGUGGUGGCCCUCUACUUUGUCCUGGUCCUGGGCAUUGGCUUCUUUGCCAUGUGGAAGUCUAACAGGAGCACCGUGAGCGGAUACUUCCUGGCCGGGCGCUCGAUGACCUGGGUAGCGAUUGGGGCCUCUCUGUUUGUGAGCAACAUUGGGAGUGAGCACUUCAUUGGGCUGGCGGGAUCUGGAGCGGCCAGUGGAUUUGCAGUCGGUGCGUGGGAGUUCAAUGCCUUACUGCUGCUGCAGCUCCUGGGAUGGGUUUUCGUCCCGAUUUACAUCCGGUCGGGGGUGUACACCAUGCCUGAGUACUUGUCCAAGCGCUUUGGUGGCCAUAGGAUUCAGGUCUAUUUUGCAGCCUUGUCUCUGAUUCUCUAUAUCUUCACCAAGCUCUCAGUGGAUCUGUAUUCAGGCGCCCUCUUUAUCCAAGAGUCUUUGGGUUGGAACCUGUAUGUGUCAGUCAUCCUGCUCAUUGGCAUGACUGCCUUGCUGACUGUCACCGGAGGCCUUGUUGCGGUGAUCUACACAGACACUCUCCAGGCGCUGCUCAUGAUCGUUGGGGCCCUCACGCUUAUGGUUUUUAGCAUGAUGGAGGUUGGCGGGUUUGAGGAAGUUAAGAGAAGGUACAUGUUGGCCUCACCCAAUGUCACUUCCAUCUUGUUGACAUACAACCUUUCCAACACCAAUUCUUGUAAAGUCCACCCUAAGAAAAAUGCACUGAAAAUGUUGCGGAGUGCGACAGAUGAAGAUGUGCCUUGGCCUGGAUUCCUUCUCGGGCAGACCCCAGCCUCCGUGUGGUACUGGUGCGCUGACCAGGUCAUCGUGCAGAGGGUACUGGCAGCUAAAAACAUUUCGCACGCCAAAGGCUCCACCCUGAUGGCUGGCUUCUUGAAGCUUCUGCCCAUGUUCAUCAUUGUGGUCCCAGGCAUGAUCUCCAGGAUACUGUUUGCGGAUGACAUAGCUUGCAUCAACCCGGAGCACUGCAUGCAGGUGUGCGGCAGCAGAGCCGGCUGCUCUAACAUCGCGUACCCGCGCCUGGUCAUGAAGCUGGUCCCCGUGGGCCUCCGGGGCCUGAUGAUGGCGGUGAUGAUCGCGGCUCUGAUGAGUGACUUGGACUCGAUCUUUAACAGCGCCAGCACCAUAUUCACCCUGGAUGUGUACAAACUCAUCCGCAAGAACGCCAGCUCCCGGGAACUCAUGAUCGUGGGGAGGGUAUUUGUGGCUUUCAUGGUGGUGAUCAGCAUUGCGUGGGUGCCAAUCAUCGUGGAGAUGCAAGGAGGCCAGAUGUACCUUUACAUUCAGGAGGUGGCAGAUUACCUGACGCCCCCCGUGGCGGCCCUGUUCCUUCUGGCAAUUUUCUGGAAGCGCUGCAAUGAGCAAGGGGCUUUCUAUGGGGGAGUGGCUGGCUUUGUUCUCGGAGCAGUGCGCUUAAUACUAGCCUUCACCUACCGGGUCCCGGAAUGUGACCAGCCCGAUAACAGGCCUGGCUUCAUCAAAGACAUUCAUUACAUGUACGUGGCCACCGCGUUGUUUUGGGUCACUGGACUCAUUACUGUAAUUGUUAGCCUCCUCACGGCACCGCCCACGAAGGAACAAAUCCGUACCACCACCUUUUGGUCUAAGAAGAGCGUGGUGGUGGAGGAGAGCUGCUCCCCGAAAGACGAACCAUACAAAAUGCAGGAGAAGAGCAUCCUGAGAUGCAGUGAGAACAGUGAGCCCAUCAACCACAUCAUUCCCAAUGGGAAGUCGGAAGACAGCAUUAAGGGCCUUCAGCCUGAAGAUGUUAACCUCUUGGGGACCUGCAGGGAGGAGGGCAACGCUGCGGCUUCCUUAGGUCAUUCAGAGGCAGAAACACCAGUAGACGCUUAUUCCAAUGGGCAAGCAGCACUCAUGGGUGAAAAAGAGAGAAAGAAAGAAGCAGAGGAUGGAGGCCGCUGCUGCAAGUUAAUAGAUUGGUUCUGUGGCUUUAAAAGUAAGAGCCUCAGCAAGAGGAGUCUCAGAGACCUGAUGGAGGAGGAGGCGGUCUGUUUACAGAUGCUGGAAGAGCCUCCACAUAUUAAACUAAUACUAGAUAUUGGACUUUUUGCGGUGUGUUCACUUGGAAUUUUCAUGUUUGUUUAUUUUUCCUUAUGAACUUUUAAGGAUAUGGUGAGACAGUAACUUAAGAAAAUACUGGUCUUUGGGAAAAAAAACUUACAUAACUGUUGCAUCUUUCAGGCAUUGUUUACGCUGUAGGUUUUAGCCAAAUUUUACUCAGCAGAACAUCAUCUAUUUGCAAGACUUUAUUUUCCCAGAGACGGCUGAAAGUAAACUUUCAAUGUAAAUGAAGCAAAGCUUGUGUAAUAGACUGAAUUGUGCAAAUAUGGUUUAAAAUUUUUCAUACCAAAGUAAGACCAAUUAUUCUCACAGAACACGUAGAGCAGAUAUAAGCUGUCACGAGAAAGUGAACUGUCUGCACUGCCAGGUCCUGGUAGAUUUUAGCCUGAAGUAGAAGACUUGCUCAUUUCAGAGUUUUUUCCUGUCUCUGUAAUCCCUCCUACCAUUUAAAAAAAAAAAAAAAUUUGCACUUGUAGAGAUUGUAUAAUCAAUUCUGUACUGAAAAUCUAACUUAUGUGCUAGUGAGGCACUUGUUCCAGGACAAGUUAGUUAGCUGCCGGGUUCAUUUGGUUAGCAUGAGCCUGUGGAUUCUGAUUGCCAAAAGAAAGGAAGACCAUCUUUCUGUAGCUAUUCUUGUACCACCACUAUAUGCAGUGUUGGGGGAAAGUUUGUUCAGUUCCUUUUUUCCCCACUUUGAAUUUUAGUGAACCAUACUCAAAUGACCACCAAGUCUGUCUUUAUAAAGUUAUAUGCCAUUACUGUAUUUUUAAGUGGUUAUGGGGGGAAGAUGAAGUAACAUUGCUGAUGACCUCCACAUUCAUUGGCCAAAUUAAGGUUGUUCAUAUUGCUUGGGAGUUUUGCAGCCCCUAAGCAGUGUCGGACCAGCUUCCGCUGAGCAGGUGAUUGCUUGUACUCCAUUAACUCCCUAGGCACGGGCUUGGCAUUUGGUGACGCUCUUGCGUAGCCAGAUGGCUUCCCAAGUAGAUCCAGUUGGAAGAUAUGUUCAGAAAUUGAAGAAAAAUUGACACUGCCUUAGUGCUGGGUUGCCCUGCCUGAUCAGAUCACGCUAUAUGGAGGUUGUUUAGGCUUUAGAGGGAAAAUUUAAUUCUGAGAGUAUGUUUAUUCUUGAUCAGUGUUUUUCUUGCUACACCUUUUCAAAAGACUUGCCAUCCGAACCCGGCCUAUACAUUUUUGCUUAAAAAGUUAAGUGACUUAGAGCAUGAAGAUGUUUGAAUGCAAACUGGCCAUGAGUAAGGGGCACUCAGUGCAUGUUUGCCGUGGGGAGAUUGUCAGUAUCGUCCUUACAGAAUGGACAGCAUGUGUGAGAGGUGCUGUGAGCAGGAGCUCCGGGUUUAGUAGCGUGCCUCCCGGAGGGUUACAGGACCUGUGUGAUCAUAGGACCCUUUAUCUUGACAUGGCUUGGUUCACAGUUGCAACCUCCAUAGAUGGGAUUCGGCGUUCACGGGCUGAUGCCCCCUCACGAGGGCAAGGUGCACAGAAGGUGGUAGAGGGAAGCUCCGCAGAUUCUGGAGUUCAGUGUCUGUGCAGCGCCAUCCCCUCCCAAACUCCAUGACAGAUGAAGGACACUGCCUGUGUGUCUACUUUCUUUGACUUUUCUGUACUCUGAUACUUUUUAAAUCGCAUGAUUUUAUUAAGCUUAUAUUCAGGCAAAAUUAUUACUUUUUUAGGUACUUUUGUAGGUUUUGAAUCAAAACUCAGUCCUAAUGACAUUAACUAUUUUGUAUUCUAUAAAUCAGUUUCAUUAAUGAUGGACUUGAUUAGUCCAAAGUUGAUUUAGAAAUGAUCGGGGAGCUUAAUAUCUCCCCACCAGCAGGAGGCUUUCUGAUGGACUGGGGCUGUAGCCGAGAAAACACUUCUUAUGUGAAUAGCAUGGUUGUUGAGAGCUUACAGUGCCUUGUAGAAUUUCUUCUCAAUUUCACUCUUAAGGUUUAUAAGUUGGGGGCCAAAUAAAUAGGGACCAUCCUUUUCUUGCCUGGAGGCUGAGGCUGUGACACGUCCAAGGUUAUUACAAACUCCACUGGGAAGAACAGACAACCAGGUGUCCACUCUGGACUCAUGGUUUGUUCAUGGUUCGUCCUUUUCUCAAAGAAUGUUCCUCCUCUGAGAUAACCUUCCGCAUUUGGGAAAUAGCAGGCUCUCCGAUUUUUCAAAAUGCCAUUCAGUUGGAGGAAUUGGCAUUUUCUUUGAUGACAUUGCUGGUUGGUCACCCAGCAGUGAGGAUCGCCAUACUGGCCGGGCAGCCUUCUUACCCUUUGUACUCACAGCACAAAUGAGUAGGUGGUGUUCAUGUCGACUCCCCCUUUAUUUUAUGUUGUGUCCUCACUUUUGGAGUAUUAGGGUCCCCCUGCCUUCUCUGCUGUUGUCUUAGUAUAAUAGUGAAAUGCAUCAUCUGUGUCUGUUCGUGUGUGUAUAUAGCAAUAGGUCAAGUUUAGAGUACUAACGCCUGUAAAUAAGGAAUGACUAUUAGCAUAUCCAUUAGGCUGUUUAUUCUUUGCCGUGUAAACAUCACUUUGUUUAGACUGAAGUCCCUGAAGCUUGUCCUUGCUGCUUCCCAGCAGUAGAUAACGUGCUUGAAAGGAUGUGGGUUGCUGAGGGCAGCUUCAUUUCAGGGGUUCAUUUUCAGUCUGAGGUCAUUAGAAUGAUUGUUCACGGAAUGAUACGUGGUCUGUCUGAAGCUAGCAAAAAUAUUCAUUCUUCACACUAAUGAAAUGAGUCCUAAAUGGUAUUGAUCUCUCUAUAUAGACAUGUAUAUAUUUUUAUAUUGGUUCAAGCUAAGGUUCAGAAUUGACCAAGAGGAAUAGUGACUAAAAUAGCUGAGAGUCAGAAUGAGGUGAGAACACUGGUCUUCACAGGGCAGAAGAUCCAGUCUGACCUGCGGUGAAUGGUAGCCCCGUCCUCAGAUUUGUCCUUUGGCCCUCUUCGUCUCAAGGUCUGAUGAGAGAGCGUCUUACUCUGGUUUGCAGAAUAAUUUGUGGCUCUGUUGUGGGACCUCUGAUUCCUCUGUUCAUUUAAGAGCGUUUUGUCGUGCCACCCAAGGGAGCCAGCAGCUUUUGAAACACCUGAGCCCGUUUCCGGCUCUUCUUUCCUGUGAGGUUGUCCCGCCGUCUCUAAGUUAGAGAGGCACCCAGUGGAGCAGCGGGCUGUGUCCUGGGCCAGAUCCCACAGAUCCGACCUCCCAGCACUUCUGUUCACUGGCUGUGAGAGGGUCACAGUAGCCAUAGCUUUUAGAGAUGGCACCUCCUGUAAUGAGCAGGGACCCACCACUUUGUGAAAUCCACAUUUUGAGGACUGAGUGGAAAGGUUAACGGCGCUCUAACCUGAGGCUGAGUGUGUCCUGGGCUGUGGGUGUCAAGUCUGCGCUGUUCUUAGGCACUCCAGUGCCCUCUCCCUAUUCUGGGCGUGGGGAUCUUACCCCCCGCCCCCCCCCCCCCCCAAUAACAUUUAAUGUAGGCGAUGGGUUAGUGGCAUUCUUUACCACCCUAUAGAGUGGCCAUAUUACCAGCCAUUGGAAGAUCAGGCCAUCAGUGUUCCCACUGGGCGUGUCCGCUCACUGCUUUCCUUGUCCUUCACUCCUCUGUGCGUUUCCAUCUGAGAUGCUGCCACGGGAAAGGACCACCUGGGCACCAGGCAGUGGCGUCUCCCCAUGCCCAGGCUUGGGUUAAGGGACGUAUACAGACCCUUCCGGUUCCAUCAUGUGGCUGCAGAGACUUGCAGACAGGCUUCCUAGGAACAGGAACACUGUUUAGUGCGAUGCGGAGAGGCUCCUGGGAGACACAGCGUUAACAAGUCCGGAAAGGACAGACAUGAGCUUAAAAGUGUGUAGAAUCACAUUCCUGGAAUUCUCAGCAUCUUGACUCUCAGCUGGUUUAACCCGCGUUCCCCCCCCCCCACCCCCCCACCCCCAUAUAGGUUAGGGCAUCAGUGAAUAAGAUGCAGCCUGUUAAACCCUGGUUUGAUGUUUGAUACUGUGAAGUAGGAGUUUAUGAACAUAUUUGAAGUUAAAAUGACUAAUAUUUGAAUGGUUUUAGGCUUCAGUAUUCAUAAGGUUUCUUAUUAGCCGAAUGUUAAAUGCUUCAUUUCAAUGUUGAAGACUUGACUAGUGAGGGUGUGUGUGUCCGUGAGAAUAGCCACCUGUCAUGCAGAGAGACUGUCUUCUCCCUGAGUCUCUCCCUUUAGACUGCUUUCAUUCUUCCCCUGGGCUCGGCCUUUUGUCCCCUUAGCUCAUUUCCAGGCUAAUUGCUAUGGUAUGCAAAAGCGCUGCUCUUGCACCAGUGUGAAGACUUGUAUCCAAAUAAUGAUCCAUUAACUAUAGAUGUGUCUAAAAAAUACCACAUUUCUAUUAGCUUAAACUGUUAAUUCUCAAGAAUGAUUUUCUCAGAGUGUGUGUUCACUAAUAAGAAAAGCCCUAAUUCAGUAUUUUAUUCUCAAAACUUCUUUUUUAAAAAUUAGGGAGACAGCAGUAAUUAAUUUAUGAGACCUUUUGAAAAGACUGUGCCACAGUGCAGAGAGGAAUGGUGUUUUGAUGUCAAAAAACCUUGUUACACUAAGGUAAAAAGUUGGAGUAGUCAGUUGGCAUCUAGAGAAACCCCUUUGUACUAGUUAGGUAUGAAGUUGGACUACACGAGAAGUAAUCUUGGUUCCUACACUUGGUUAGACUUUUGACUCAACCCCUUUUCCUCCAUUAAAGUCCCGUCUCUUCAUCGGCAUGCUGUUGGUCUGACUCGGCUACCUUUACUCCCAGAACAGCAUUUAGCUAAGGCCCCAAAUAACUCACAGGCGUGGCCAGUGCUGUGCCCACACUCUGUUCACCUACUCCUCGUAUACAUGUUUUUAUUUAAGCUUCUCCCUCCACAGCUGGGAACAAGGCUUUCAACUGCUCAUUGACUUCGAAAGGCAUGUUGUGUCAUCUGUGUUUUUGUUUCCAUCUCAAAUCCUUUAUGAAGGAUAGAUUGAGUUUUCUGUUUGAGGUUAGACAUUCCAUUUAUGUGGUAACUGACAGCCUUAGCCAUUGGCAUGUAGUCUUUGAUUCAGAAGUAAACAGUGUGGUGUAUCUGUAUCAUUACUCAUGUCACGCACAUGACUUUCUAAGAAGCUGUUGACUUAACCCAUGAGCCUCACUCUGUACGGACCUUUGCAGUUUGUUGUGGUUACCGGGAUGUACAGUGUUUGAAGGAAGAUGCUGGAGUAAAUAACGCAACUGAAGAGCAAGUCAAGGCAAAGCGCCAUGGCCUCAGCUUCGUCUAGUGGAGCUGCGGUGGCUCUGCUCUCCUCAGAAAAGCGCUGUAACUGUUGCCAUGACAACCCCCCCCCCCCCCGCCCCCAGUUCAAGACAUUUCACAGUCAGAGAACUCUGUAAAUAAGGGAAAUACAUAUUUCAGUGACUUUGGCAAUAGCACAAGUUGACGGUAGAUAACCACAGCCUUAUUGGAGACUGACUUAUCUCGGUGAAUUCACCUUGUUGCCCUCGUGCUGUGGAGAAAGGAAUGUUUCCUUUUUGUGAAGGCCUCUGGGCUAACUAGUCUGGAUAAUUCUUCAGUAUCAGUGUAGCCUAGACUUCUUUAAGUGGGAUGUUUUUAAUAACUCACUUUUUUGUUAUAAUAGUGGGAAACAAAUUAAACUCAUUGCUGUUACUGAAAUCCCAAGUUGUCAAAGGCCAGUCUAUAGUGCGUCUGGAAUCGAAUCUGCUUCUGAGCUUUGUGUUGUGACUAGUGCCUGUGGUUGCCAGUGCUGACUGCCAGUUUACACCUUUCCUUUUCCUGAUUGAAAUGGGUUAGUUUCUCUUUUUAAAUUUUGUUACAGCUUUAGUGAGGGAAGUAAAAAAAAGUGCAUUUAUAUUUACGUACCUUAUAUGCAGCCUUUAUUUAGGUUCAAGGAAACCAGGUAGCUCCAAUUGGUGUUGCAGCUUAAAUGUUAUUUAUUGCACAUGUUUAUUUCCUUAAUUAAAAAGUAAGGUUCUUAUAUUAAUUUUGUGAGUAUAUCUUAACUUUAUCAUUAUCCAGUAUAGGUUUGAUAGAUGUAUCUGAGAACCUGUAUGUGACAGCAAUUCACAUUCCAUGAUAGGGAAAAGGGCAGAGACCCAUAGAAAGCACAAAAUCCUGUCCACACGUGUGUCUCCACAUGUAGAAAGCACAAGAGUAACGGUACUCAGUAUCCCACAAGUGCCAGCCAUAGAACCCGCCAGGGUUUGGGGUUAGGAUGGGACCACAGUAUUGAAAGCCCUCGACAAUGACGUAUGGCUUCCAAAGGAUAAGCAGUCCAGUGUGAUCACCUGAGGAAGUUUGUAUUUUGGUGGAGGGAGAGCAUACAAAUGUCAGUAAUGCUACAGUUUUAUUUGAGGAUCACCAGCUACAGUGGGGUCUGUGGGCUCUUUCCCACAAUCUGGAAGCAAAGAAGCAAGGACAGACUUGGUUUUUGGUGGGUGGAACGGCUUGACAAACUUGUGCUAUAGAGCUAUUGGAGGUUGGAGGGUUUAUUUGUUUUGAUCUUAAAGCUUAAGGGUAUUUAAUCUCCCGUGAAUACUGCCCUGAAAAUGUGGAGAAAUUCCCUAUUUUAACAGGGCAACUCCCACUUGCCUUUCAUCUUUCUGUAGGUUUGUGUGGAAGGGGUGACGUUACCUUGCCCUUCGCUCUGCUACCAGAAUUUCACCCAGGUGUUCUAGCACCAAACUAAUUCUGAGAGCUCCCAGAUGAGCUCCUUGCUUUUCACGGUGGCUGUGAGGAUCUGCAGGGUUCUUUUGCCUGUCCCAUUCCCUGCUUCAAGACCAGAUUAAUGCAGUCAGUGAAUGAGUGAGCAAAAGAAGGAAACGGUGUGUUUGGUUCUGCUUGGCAUUGUCCUUACCUUACCCUGACUUUCUCUACCUGAAUAGUUCCUGUUUAUCAAGAAUGAAUAAGGAGCCCGGCUGGCGUGGCUCAGUGGUUGAGGGUCGACCUAUGAACCAGGAGGUCACAGUUCGAUUCCCGGGGAAAGGCACAUGCCUGGGUUGUGGGCUCCAGCCCCAGUGUAGGGUGUGCAGGAGGCAGCCAGUCCAUGAUUCUCUCAUCAUUGUUUCUCUCUCUCUCUCUCUCUCUCUCUCUCUCUCUCUCUCUCUCUCUUUCUCUUUGUUUUUCUUUCGCCCUCUCUAUCUCUGAAGUCAAUAAAAAUACUUUUUGUAAAAAGAAUGAACAAGGAUAUCUUUGUCUUUGGUUUUGCCUACAUGUCAAAAGAUAAAACUCAGAAUGGGGAGAAGUAACUACCAUUGCUCCCACUCUGUUUUGUAUGUUUGUCUUCUUAGAGAAAGACUUGGUGAACUCUGAUACCCUGGAAUGGGAUUGAAGCUGGGUACACUAAUGUGACAGGUGCUAGGAGGGUUCACCUGACACCUGGAGGGAGAGAUUCUCCUCCCGCAGGAAGUAGCGGGCGCCCCUCCACUUUAUCUAGAACAGGGGUCCUCGAACUACGGCCCGCGGGGCCACAUGCAAAUACAAAUAUUGUAUUUUUUCCCGUUUUGUUUACUUCAAAAUAAGAUAUGUGCAGUGUGCAUAGGAAUUUGUUCAUAGUUUUUUUUUAAACUGUAGUCCGGCCCUCCAACGGUCUGAGGGACAGUGAACUGGCCCCCUGUUUAAACAGUUUGAGGACCCCUGGUCUAGAAGGUAAAGCCUCAGGCUUCGGGCUGAGAGAGGGUAGCGCCAGAAAGUCAAGACAGAGGACAGGUCUGAGGAGCACCUUGGCCGGCAGCCGGUGGUCAGGCAAGGCAGCUAGGCCCUGGUCGUCUCUUGUAGUAUGUGCUCUGCACAUUACAUGUUGCUUCUAAACGCAGGUGUGUGUGAGAACUUAAUGCUGUGCAAGAUUCUUUUGUCAGAAUAUCUUUUGUUUAUAAUUCCAUGAAGAUUGCUUUAAUUAGUCUAGGUGAAGGAGGCCUCGCUGUGUAAAUAUGUAUAAUAGAAACUCCUGAUUUCACUGUGAGAUCUCUAACUUUUGAGUGGCAAACAGAUCAACAAGUCUUUUGCUCAUGGAUUUUUCUGUGGGGUUAUUACAAUACAAAAGCUUUAUUUUUUUUAAUAAUGACAUGUUACGUUAGAUGAUGGUAUGGAAUCGUUCCCUGCUUCCCCACCAGUACUGCUUCCGUGUGUGGAUUGCCAACAGAGUUCAGAAAUCGAGCGGGAUUUGCCAUUCUUUGCUUGGACAUCCUGUUUUCUGUUGCCCAGACACAGGUUGGCAAUCACCUGAACCGUGUUGGCUUCUCAGUGCUUUUUGUUUGUUUGAUGAGGUGGAUUUCAAACACAGUUGCUGUGCAAAGGUCAGUAGUCUUCUUCAAGAAGAAACCAACUCCUGUUUAGUGUCCAGUGAGAUGCUUCCUCCAUUUCUUCACUCUCAAGCCAGUGUCAGCGGAGCACUGCGGCUUUGUCUAAUGACUUGGAUAUGUAAGUAUUAACGCGUUUUUAGAAGACGUCCACAUUGAAAAUGUCUUCCCAGUGUCCUGCCUUUAUGCUUCCUUCAGACUCCUGUUGAGAGACCCGCCUGCACACUGAGGUGUGUAGUGUGUAUUGUGUACAUGCAUCAACUCAUCACUUGUUCAUUGUAGACCAAAUGGAAUCAUAAAUGAAUGUGCUGAAUUAUUGGUGAGUUUUUUGAAUUGUAAAUAGAUUUCCAGUAUACCCUUUAUUGUCUACAGCUUUUGUUUUUUAAAGGUUUAUAACUAGUUGGGUCCAUCUCAUACAAUGUUUUAGUUACAAGCAGAAAGUAGAAUUUGAUUAAACCAGGUUAUUUACAUAUUGAAAGGAAUACAAUUGAGAUUGUAGAUUUAGGAUUGUUAACCAUACAUGACAGUUCUAGCUUGACUAUUUUAGCCUACUGUAUACAAUCUGAUUUAUAAAAUUGUAGACAUGUAUGAUCUUGGUUUCAUGUGUUUUUAAAAGUGUUAUUGUUUUAAAAAAGCAAAAAAAAAAGCAGAUCUGCUAAAGAGCUGUCAGUUCUCAUCCCUGACUCUGUAGAAUACACUGUUCUCUGUGUACUGUGUGUCAUUUUGCCAGCUGCUGCGUUCGCCUUCAAAAGUAUUUGGAAACUUAAGAUGAACUACAUUUCUUGCAAAGUAUAUUCCUUUCUGUGGUAUUUUUGUCCUGUAACUGAAGUAUAGUAAUUAUUUUAUGGAAAUGUUAGCACUUAUGUACCAACUUUGAAUAAAAUGAAAAAUUGA
Messenger RNA from Myotis daubentonii (Daubenton's bat), 13557 nucleotides. It is a transcript of the gene SLC5A3, whose product is annotated as solute carrier family 5 member 3. The transcript has 2 exons. Gene Ontology annotation, biological process: myo-inositol transport; inositol metabolic process; transmembrane transport. NCBI's taxonomy places the organism in Eukaryota, Metazoa, Chordata, Mammalia, Chiroptera, Vespertilionidae. The record is from RefSeq and is a predicted model, not a curated record. Gene Ontology annotation, molecular function: D-glucose:sodium symporter activity. Bases 2244 to 4400 code for a protein of 718 amino acids. Gene Ontology annotation, cellular component: plasma membrane.